This is a messenger RNA of Hyaena hyaena (striped hyena), 770 nucleotides long. It is a transcript of the gene SPA17, whose product is annotated as sperm autoantigenic protein 17. Gene Ontology annotation, cellular component: membrane. The transcript is spliced from 5 exons. The record is from RefSeq and is a predicted model, not a curated record. Lineage: Eukaryota; Metazoa; Chordata; Mammalia; Carnivora; Hyaenidae. Gene Ontology annotation, molecular function: calmodulin binding. The coding region runs from base 120 to 575 and encodes 151 amino acids. Gene Ontology annotation, biological process: binding of sperm to zona pellucida.
CCGCCGUAGUUGGAUUUAAAAAAAAAAACGGUUACCCAGCAACGAGAAAUAACAACCGGAACCAGCGGCACCAGCUCUGAGAGAAACAAGAGGUACAGAAGGCAGUCCCUUCCAAGGAGAUGUCGAUUCCAUUCUCCAACACCCACUACCGAAUUCCACAAGGAUUUGGGAAUCUUCUUGAAGGGCUGACACGUGAGAUUCUGAGGGAGCAACCAGAAAAUAUACCAGCUUUUGCCGCAGCAUAUUUUGAAAAUCUUCUAGAGAAACGAGAGAAAACCAACUUUGAUCCAGCAGAAUGGGGGACGAAGGUAGACGACCGCUUCUAUAACAACCACGCAUUCAAGGAACAUGAAUCACCUAAGAACUGUGAAUCAGAACAAGAAAAGUCUGGUGCAACUGUGAAAGAGGAUGAAACACCAGUCACAGCCUUAGAAUCUUCUGAAGAAGAAAAAGAAAAAGAGGAGAAUGCUGCUCUCAAAAUCCAAGCAGCCUUCCGGGGACACUUGGCCAGAGCAGAGGUGAAGAAAAUGAAACCAGAUGCCCCUCAAGAAGAGGAAACAGAGGGAAACGAGUGAGGAGACUGGUUUUACUCCCCCGCUCCCCACAAAGAAACGUGAACAAAUAAUCCAAAUCCAUCAACCUCUCUGUGAUUGUUGUUUUUUUUCUUAGCAAGGGAGAUGUGAUGUAGUGAAAUAACAUUUGUUGCUGUUGUGAAAAUCUGUCAUGAGCAUUUGUUUAAUAAACAUGCCAUUGAACACAUGCCUCUUCAA